AUUCAUUUAACCAAUUCUGUAGCAAAACGUUUCUUAAAAGGAAGCAAAUAGAACGAAACGGGGAGUGACCUACCUGAUAUUGUGCAAUGGAAACUGUCGUUUUAUUGCGAAACGUUUGGCAACUGGCGGAAUAAAUACACCCCUGCUCCUCACUGGAUGCGGGACGUUAGCCAACGAACAUUAGUUAGCUAGCUAGGUCGUUAGUGUUAAACGCCAUUAUGUACAAUUAAUAUGCUAGAUAAUGUGGCUUUGGAGGCGAACGAAGCUAAAUAAUUUGAAAAGCGAGAGUAGAUAACUGGCUCGCUAGCUAAUCUUGUUCAAAGACAAUGUACUCGUUAGAGCCAGGUAUCAACGUCACGUGGGCACUUGUAGCUAGCUACCUACUUUUUUUUAUCCGACUUCAAGCCCGUUUUGACUUGUUUGCAGCAUCGUCACAUUUUGCUUUGUCGUGUUCUGCAGCAACAUCAAGCUAGCUAAACAAAAGUCCAUUGUUGCAAUAAAAUAUUUUUAGUUGUAUGUUUUAUAUCAUGUGCCAUUCCCCAGGACCAAUGAUGAGUCAUUGCUCCAAUAACUUUUUAACCUGACAGGCCUUGACUCACAGGAACAUCAGCUCACAGGAACAUCAGACCCAGACUGAUAUCAUGGAGGAAACCAAGGGAGAGCUGGUGAAUCUGUGUAUGAACUAUCCUGAGGGUCUCUCCAUAUUCAAGAUUCACAACCUUUACCUGAAGGCCUACAACAAGCCUCUGGAUCUGGGAUGCUCAAACAGGUUGUUGGCACUAGAGACACUGCUGAAGACCAUACCUGACCAGCUCCGCUUCUCCUCUACUGGAGGACUGACUGUAUGGCCUAUCACGUCUCCUCUACAGACAUCCACCUCAUCAUCUUCCUCAUCAUUAGCAUCAUCGUCAGCAGCAGCUAUAGAACGUCCCACUGCACCUGGAAGCUCAGCACAGGAUAUCAGCAAAGCUGUGUGCCUGAACAGGCUCAGAAGAGAGGUGCUGCUCAUGCUCGGCGCCUUCCCUGGUGGUGUGGAGGUGCCUAGGCUGUGUGCCUGCUACAAGCAGAUGUACGGCAGGCAGCUGACCCUCAGAGAAUAUGGGCUGGCAGGCCUCCAAGAGCUGUUUGCUGCCCUAGGGGACCAGGUGUGUGUGGAGAGACAGGACAAGAUGAACUUGGUUCGGCUGAGCAGUCCUGGCGACCAGAUGGAAUACACACAGCCACAGCAGGGGCAUGUACGGGAGAGGAGGAGAGAGGAAGAAGAAAAAGAAAGAGAAGAGAAGGAUGUAAAUGAAAGCCUGUCAGGAGCUCUGCUCAGGAAGACAGUGAUGUCGGAGACUGAGAAGGUCCAGAGGAACAUCCUGUCCCUGGUGGAGCAGCACCCAGAGGGGAUACCCCUGAAGAAGCUGACGGUGGCCUACAGACAGAAGUACCACUGCAAACUCACCCUGUCCUCCCUGGGCUUCAACUCCACAUCUAGCCUGGUGGCCUCUCUGGAAGGGGAGCUCUAUGUAGACAAGGACCUGGUCUUCCACAGGAGCCAUAGAGGAGUCGCCGCAGCUCCAGCACAGGCAGGGGGAGACCAGGUUGACAUAUCCCGCAGGCCUCGGUCUGGGAAGGAUCCACCAUCGAGGACCCUCUCCCCCAGAGCUGUACCACUGAAAACCCAUCCUCAGUCUACUACCCCGAUCAGCUUUGGUUCUGGGUCUGAUCCCCUACAACCGGCCCCAGGCUCUCGCUAUGGGCCUCCCCCAAGCUCUGGAUCCUCCCUUGGAGCUACCUGUCCUUCUAUUCCCCCCUCUGCUGUCCCCCGCUCCUCCCCUCUCCUUUCUUUCUCCAGCACAGUGAAAGAGAAUGAAGAGGUGACUCGGGAAGAGCUACUAGACAGAGUUAAAGAAGUGAUAAAGGUGUACCCCCCUGCCGCCACAACUAUCGCCCAACUACAGAACGGCUACUUGCUGCGCUUUGGGAAGCAACUUCCUCUCCAGCAGUACAGGUCUCUGUAUGACAACCAUGAGAAACAACCUGCAGCAGCCUGCGCAAUUGUAGUCCCGGGAAAGACAGGAGCAGAGAAACCAGCAGCCACUUCAAAGAUGACAGAGCGUGAGGGACAAUCUGCUCCUUCCACACCCCUGAACAACGGAUGCGUGCAGGACCAGGUGCGCUUUAAAACAAGGUCCCCCCUGCUACAAACAACAUCACCAGUUCCAUCCUCGUCCCCGUUACUCUCCCAGCCCCCCAUCACUCCCCAAAUCCCCCAGCCUGGUACCUCCGCAUCGGACUCCGACUUCCCAGCACUGAAAGCGGAGCUGAGGCUGACCAAAGCCCAAGAGCGGAGGCAGCUAGCUGUGGGACAGAGGGAAGGAAACUCCCCUGUCUUCAGAGAGGCCUACAAUGCCCAGCUCAGGGAAGUGCAUGGGGCUAACGUGCGAGCUGUGGAGGCACAGGCUGAAGAGGAGGAGGAAGAUGAUGGGAUGAGGAGGAAGAGGAAGAAGGCUCUAGAUCCUGAGGCGGUGAAUAGUCUGGUGGAGGACGUCAUACGAGACAUCGCAGCCGAGGGAGAACUUGUCACCAGAGAGAAGGUGAUCUCCAGGGUGUGCAUGCUGAUGCAGGUCCGCACUCUGGAGGCAGGCAGGAUAGACCUCCGCUGGCAGAUACCAGCUCUGAAGGACCUGCAACGCAACCUCCGAGAGAUCAACAUGUUCAUAGAGUCUACAGAGGCUGUGACUGCGAUGUGUACCCUGUAUGAGUUGGGUCAGAACCUGGCUGGUCUGAAGAACAAGAAGCGUUUUGAGGAGCUGAACCUGGGGCCGCUGUGUAAACUGCCUCUCAUCCAUCGCAUGUUCAAGAUAGACAGCAACACCAAGGACGAGGACAUUCACCAGAUAGAGACUGUGGACAUACUGAGGAGUCUGCGUGUGUUCAGGAGGAAACAGAAUAAGCCCAAGGUGGACCUGGCUGAGUUUAUGAAGCACCUGUCUGACCAGUAUAGCUGUGACUCUCCCUAUGAACUGGGCAUUCGUAUACACAGCGUGGGCCUGCCCAUAGCCACCUUACAGAAGGCGGUGAGCUCAGAGUAUGUGUGUAUGGAGCGUGCCCGGGAGGCCAUCCAGAGGGAGUUGGAGGAGGAGGUGGGGGAGAGGAUGAGGAAGAUGAAGAGGGUCGUGAUGGAGGGAGCACAGGGUCCCGUCCUCUUCUCCUCUGUCGGUAGUGCCGAGCUGAGGAAGAAAUACGUUACCAUGACUGCAGCCGAUGCCGUGCUCGAGGUCUUCACCAACGCAUCCGGGGUCUUCAACCCCAAGAUGACCAAGUCAGUGCAGGACUUCAUGCUGCGUGUGUCAGCUGACCGUCUGGCCAGGGCCUUGUUCCAGCUGGCUAUCUGUGGGGGGUCGCUGGCUGCCCCUCAGGACCUGGUGCCCAAAGAGAAGCCAGCCAGACACACUCAGGAGAGGAGAGCUGAGGAGAAAACACAGGCCACACCACCCAGCGAAGCCGCAGUCAAGCAGGUCCUGAAGGAGAGCCUGUCCAAUCACAGCUCUCCAUUCACCCUGGCCCAUGCGGCGUCUCUGGAGAGGAAGUUAGCCAAGCACUUCCAGGUCACAGAGUUCACGUCUCUGGAGCAGGGCUCCUUUCUGGAGUUCCUGGUCAAACAUGCUCAGGUCCUGCAGGAGACAGUAGGCAGCGCUGUGGUUGUGGGCAGCACUAGUGGUGGUGGUGGUCAGGACUGGCAGGGCCAGGGAUGUGGCUUCAGACCCAACAGACAAGAUGUGUUUGAGUUUAUCAAACAAUGUGGCACGACAUCAGCCGACGAACCAGACGGGCUGUCCCACGUCGAGUGGUGUCUGAGAGCCCACUACGGGGUGAGGGACAGUCGAGACCUGGGGCUAGGACCUCUUAGGACCUUGGUGGGACUGGUGGAGCGCCAGAGAGAGCUCACUCUGGGAGGAGGGCUCAGCCAUGUGCUCUACGAGGCAGCCCUGCUCCCCAGAGACACCAGUAGCAGUAGUGUAGGUGAGGCCCAGCAGACGGUGGGUAUCCUAGGGGAGGUAUCUCAGACCCAGGCCUUGUCCUGUCUCCUCUCCUGCCCUCUACUGGAUGAGCUGGGUCAGUGGAGCCAGUGGGAGCUGGUCUUCAGGCCCCGCCACGGACCCCUUAAGGACUUCAUUGAUAGGAACGCUGCGAGCACUGACCUGUCAGCGUUGGAGGUGUUCCCGGGUGUUCUCCUGCGGGUCACCACCUCUACAGGGGACAAGCUCUUCUCCCAGGCAGCCAUGACCCUUGACCCCGUGGGCACGGCAGGACACCUGGUCUCCAUGGUGGUGGCUGAUGGGACAGCCAACGCCCCCACUGCCCUCCUGGCCAAUCACAUGGAGAGCUCUCUUGCGGCGGCGGUAGCGAAGGAAGAUUUGUCACGGGCUGAGGAGGACGGGUCGUGUUUCAGCUCUGUGGCUCUCUUCCUCCUGGACUGUCUGAUCCGCAUCCCCACCAGAACCUGCCGGGCCCUGCUGCAACAGGUGUUUCUGGAGCCCUUCUCUCGGGUGCUGGGUGGCCAGGCCAAGUCUAAAGCGGUGCUGCUGUCUACAGCCCGGUCCAACCUGCGCCACCUCAACUGUCUGCACCAGCUGGGCAUCGUGCUUGGCAUCACAGACUGGGUCAAGGAUUACCACACCAAGCUCAGCCCACCACAGAACCAGGACCUAAACCAGAGCCAGAACCAGGCCCAAACACCACCAGCUGACCAGACCAAGCCAGCUCCUGUGGAUUCUGUGAGCAGAAGUCUCUCUCAGACUCUCAGUGAGGAUGAGGAGUUCCCAGAGGACUACAGCUCUGACUCCUCCCACCCCACUCAGCCACAGCACGCAGAGGGCUGUGAUGAAGAUGACGAUGAGUUAUAUGAGCUGACCUCUGAGACACUCGGAGACACACACACCGAGAGAGACGGAGAGGAAGCCUGGAAGGAAGGGAAGUCAUUGGCUGAGCCUGAGAAAGCGGACAACGCUGAUAGCCAAUCAGAGAGCAGAGUGGAUUGCCACAAGGACAUAAUUGAUGACAUCAGGAAGAGUGAGUUUGGCAUUGGAGUAGAGCUAAAUGAGGAGGGUCAGAGGUUGAUGACUGUUCACCAGGAGAGGCUGGGGCGCAGUCUGGACCGGCUGUCCACUGAACUCUACAGCAAAGACACACACUUUGUACUGGAACUCAUACAGAAUGCUGAUGAUAACAGUUACCCGACAGAGGGGGGCCCUGUCCCUGCGCUGGCCUUUGUUGUGGAGAAAGACUGUGUGACUGUCCUAAACAACGAGACAGGCUUCCAGGAGAAAAACAUCCGGGCCAUCUGUGACGUGGGCCGCAGCACCAAGGGCAAACACAAAUACGGAUACAUAGGUCAGAAGGGAAUAGGUUUUAAAUCCGUGUUCAAGGUGACUGACUGUCCUGAGAUCCACUCUAACGGAUUCCAUCUGUGCUUCGACAAGACCAGUGGCCCCAUGGGAUACAUCCUGCCACACUGGGUCGACGACGAGAGACCUCUCAACACACACCUUGCCAACCACACACAUACCAGCUGGACCACUAAGAUCUGUCUGCCGCUGCGCUCCGAGUGCUACCAGACCAGAAACCUGUUCCACGAUGUCCACCCCUCUCUGCUGCUCUUCCUACAUCGCCUGCGAUCUAUCACCAUCUACAACCAGGCUGAGAAGCGGAUGGUGACCAUGACGCGUAGAGACCUGAGUCACAGCGUCCUGGAGGUGGAACACACUGAGGGAACAGAACGCUGGCUGGUGGUCAAACACACACUGCACCCCACCAAGAUCAAAGAUGAAGUGGAGUCCACUGAGCUUGCCCUGGCCUUCCAGCUGGGUGAUGACCUCACAGGAAGUGACAUCCAAGCCCCGCCCCAGAAGCAGCCUGUCUUCGCCUUCCUGCCUCUCCGAAGCUUCGGCUUCCGCUUCAUUAUCCAAGGUGACUUUGACAUUCCUUCUUCUCGUGAGGAUGUGGACAGAGAUAGCUCAUGGAACCAAUGGCUCCGUUCUGAGAUCCCCCAACUGUUCUUACGCGCCAUGGACGUCUUCAGUGAUCACCCAGAGUUCAGUGGGCUGAAGGGCCUAUGUAAUUUCCUGCAGUUUGUCCCUCUGCCUGACGAGGUGCUCGACUUCUUCAAGCCUGUCGCCGGGCAGAUUAUACAGUUGCUCAAGGGAAAGGCCUUCCUACCCACACUCAACACAGAUGGUUCUGUGGUCUACAAGCUACCCUCCCAGGUCGCUGUGUGUCAGGACCCGGUCAUUCGCGAUGUGAUCGGUGGAGAGGAGCUUAACAGACACCUGUCUCUGUCCUAUCUGCAUCCGGGCCUGCUGCCAGUCCCGCCCCUAUCCCUGCUCACUCACCUGGGAGUACGACGCCUGAGGGGGAGUGACGUCACCACAGUAACAACUGCCAUGGCCAAGGAGCUGUUGCAGGGAGAUGGUGUCAACUCAGACUCAGGCCUGCGUCAUCUGGCCAGGUUGUUGGUGUGUAACUUCCGUGCGUUGGAGCAGGGCUACGGAGAGACAGACUCUAUCCUGACCACCCUCAGAGAUCUACCCAUAAUCCCACUGGCUGACGGGCGCAUGGUGGCACUCAGCGGAGAGGGAGUCUUCUUCCCCAUGACUGAGACCAAGGAUCACAGCAACACAGGUGUAUAUGGAGCACUGUACAGGGAUGUGUGUGUGGUCCACCCGUCUCUGCUUUCCUGUGUGGAACCACUGGAGAGCCAGCAGAUCCGAGAGCUGCUCAGGAGGCUGGGAGUCCACGAGCUAGAGCCACAGCAACUGCUUGAGAAUCACAUAUACCCUGCCCUGAAGAACAACACAUGGAAGUCCAAGCCGGUGGAGGCAGUGGUGAGCUACCUAGUGUUCAUCAAGCAGCACUCCUCCCCUCAGGAGUACACUCACCCAGACACUGUAGUACCGGUACUGACCACAAGGGGACUGCUCUUCCCUGCUGACCACAAAGUACACUUCUCUACACACUACGGCAAUAUGGACCUGCCCAACAAACUACCAGAACAAACAUGGCGUGGUCCACGUCGUCUGGUGAAAUUUUGGACAGUGCACUGGAGUGUGGACUGGGUGUUGCUGAGUGGUUGUUAUGUGGAGACAGAUGGAGACGUGGAGGGAUGGAGAGAUCUGUUCAUCAGGCUGGGAGUCAGAGAGAGACUCAUACUUAGGAAAGAGAGACGCACUCUAACUUCUAAAGAGCUGGCCUCCAGUCCCUGGGCGGUGGAGAGUAAGUUGUGGCCGUGUAGAGCAGGCAGGGCCGGAGGACCAGAGGAGGGGUGUGUGCUGGAUGACUACCCCUGCGAGGAGCUCCUCUCUCUGGUCACGGCGCAGCUGCCUGCCCCUGUCCUCAUGGAGCAGAGACAAGCCCUGCUGGAGCUACUGGAGACCAACUGGGACACUGGUGACCGGUACUCUCAGUAUCUCACAGCCCAGGUGAUUGACAGUGAGGGCCGGCUAAUCAAGAGCACCAAGUCCUCCUUUUUCCAUUUCCUGUCCUGCCUUCCCUGGGUGCCGGCCUAUUGUCUGCAGGCAGGUGCAGAGGGAGGGAGAAAGGCGGAGUAUCUGUGUCCUAACUCAGUCUACCUGUACUCACCUGAGGUGCACAAUCUACUGGGGACUCACGUCAGCUAUAUUGACAUGACGCCCAGCGAGUUCACCAGGACUCUAGGAAUGAAGAACAGCAUCAAUGUGGAGGAGCUGAUUGGCUACCUGAAGAAGUGGUGUGUAAAAACAUCCUCGGCCAGUGGUCCAGAGGGGCAGGAGAAGCAGGAAGAGGAGGGGUCAGAGUUUAGCUCGACUGUGCAGCAUGUCCACAGUGUGUACUCCUUCCUGCACAAGAACUGUUCUCAGACCAACCUCAAGGAGCUGUUCCAACACACACCGGCCGUCUUCAUAGAGUACAACAGGAACGGAGACUGGUGUUCCGGUAGGUUCUACCACCUGAAGGAGGUGUGUUGGAGCGACCCCACCGAGAUGUUUGUCCGCUACCGGGAGCUGACCCGCGGGGCUGACAGUACGGUACAGGAACCCAGAGUCCUGGCCCCCUUCUACAGCAAACUGGAUGACAUGAAGGACCUCUUCAAAAGGUUGUUAAAGGUGGAGCACACCCCAUCCAUGCUGCAGUAUGUGGUUCUACUGGAGCUGGUGUGUAACUCCUGUCCUCUACCUACUGUAGAUGUACUCCGAGAUGUGUCCAAACUCUACGCAAGGCUGGCUGACAAGUGUAAAACCCCAGGACAGGGAGAACAGGAGCAAAACCUAAGCAUCAACCCCAGAUACUGUUCUACACUGAAGGGGAUGUUGCUGGAUAAGAGGGUGUUCCCCACUAAGGACAACAGCUGGGUGACUCUAGCCCACAGACCCAUGAUACCAGACAGCAAAGAGCUGGAGAAGAUCUUUAAGGCCCACAAACAGGUGUGUCUGCUCAACCUGCCCCUCCCAGAGAAGAGGCCUGCACCCAGGACCAAGACUGGACCAUCCCAAGGUUGGUCUGUCAGUGCAGGGUGGUUCAGUGAGGAAGAUAGGAUUCUGUUCCUGGAGAUCUGUGGCAUACGCUUCCUGUCCCAAUGUGUCAGUACUGAGGCACAGACGGAGAACUACAGACCCUGCCCCUCCUUGCAGCGCCUUGUGCAGUCUGUGGUUCCCCAUAUCCAGAGGUUCCUCUACCACCACGAGGACCUGCAAGAACUCUACUGGGAACUAAAGAAGAACAACAUCAGGCAGACCAUCAGACAGCUCACCUACGGACAGGUAGGUAUGUUGUACACGCGGUACCUGCUGUCUGUGAGUGAUGAGGAGGAUCCCGUGGUAGAGAUGGAGGAUGUCAUAUGUCUACUGAAGGACAACAAGGAACUCUACAUCCAGAAAGACCACCUCUCAGCCAGGCUCGACAUCUGCAGAGAGCUGGUGAAGCUCUUCAGCUUCGAGAGCAGUCACAGGAAGGAGCUGCUGCACUUCCUGAGUGGUCUGAUGACAUCACUGCCGGACAAUGCAGCUCUAAAGAGGUUUCUUCAGAAGGAGUGCCCAGGAGAACUGCCCAGUGAGGAGGAGGCAUGGGAGGUCCCUCAACCUGUACUACCUGUACAGCCAAUACCAGUGGCAUCACCGGUUGUCUCAACCCCAGAAAAUGAGUUCCGUCCUGGGCAGGAGGAUGGAGAGCAGACCCUAAUGUGUUGGCCUCCCCGCGCCUCCCUCUCCAACACAGCAGCCAGUCGCACAGAGCGCCAGCAGACAGCAGGACCAGUGGAGGCGGUGUUGAAGAUGUGGCCCCCUCCGGCUGAACCCAAAGACAGCCCCAGCUAUAGCCCCAGCUCCAUCUCCAACCACAGCCCCAGAGAGAGAGACCCAGAGAGGGAGAUGGAUGCAGGGAGAGAGGGUGUCCAGAGUCAGAGCCCCCGCGAUGGCACAGCGGAGGACCAUCCCAGCCACCUGGGUACCAUAGAGCCCAAUCAGGAUGCAGCAGUGGAAGCAGAGCAGAACGCAGACAGAGCUGUGGCAGGUAGAGAGUCUGGCCAGCACGCUGCCAGAGGCCCAGACCAGCACAGACCAGACAAGACCAGUGGACACAACCAGCAACCCUUCAGUACCACCAUUCCAGAGGGGGUGGUAUCCAGUGUGUUCCAGGGGGCUAGCCAGCGUCCUCCCCUGGCCCUGGACUCACCUGUUUGGGCUAAACCUCUGCAUCCUCAGGCCCUCCUGGAGGACCUGCAGCUUGAAUGCCAGAGACCUUCCACGGUGCUGUUUUCUGAUGAUCAGAGGGACACAGUGGCCAUCGGGGAGUGGGGCGAGAAGCUGGUCUUCUCCUUCCUCUGUCACUGGAGAGACAGCCAGGCCCCCGGGGGGCCCUGCCUGGUCACCUGGUACAACCAGUGCGGAGAGAGCGGCCAGCCCUAUGACUUCAAACUAAUUUUCAACCUCACUCAGGGGGGGGAGUCAGGGGAGGAGAAAGAGGAGAAACAAGAGAAGAAGAAGCGAGGGAUGGUAGUGAGAGAGGUGUUUGUGGAGGUGAAGUCAACGGUGAAGAAGGACAGAGCGUUCAUCCACCUCUCGGCCAACGAGCUGGACUUUGCUCUGAGGGAGAAGGAGCGGUAUCACGUGUUCAGGGUGUACAACGCGGGCGACUCCGAAAAGGUCCGUCUGUGUCGUAUACAGAACCUGGCCCAACACCUCCAUGCUAAAGACCUGGAGCUCUUCCUCUUUGUCUAGGAGAGACGAUGGGGCACCCUAUUCCCUAGAUAGUGCCCUAGCCAUUAGAAGUGCACUAUAUAAGGAAUAGGGUGCCAUUUUGCACGAAGACAAGUAUGUCUUUCUUCCUGAAUGUGUCUUACUGUCCCUCCAGUAACAUUUGGAUUCAGGUCUGUGGAACAUACUAUUUGAUACCAUAAUGUAGAUGCCACUUGUUGAAUUUGUUAAAUUUAAUAGCAUAAAAAAUACUUACUUUAUUAACACUAGUUCCCUAGUGAAUGACAAGACGAAUACCAGCUGAAACAACAAAUUUAUUUCCUGAGUGUGUCUCAUCUAUGGUAACAUUUGUGUUGAUGUUUGUUGAAAAAAGUUGCUUCCCUUAGUUUAUUAACUGUUUAUUUUAUCAUGCACGCUGUUUUUAUCUACCUCUUGUGUAAGAGAGGGAUCGGGUUUCUAUGUUAUAGCUAUUGCACUAUAGUCAGAAGGACUGCAGAGAAGACUUUUACUGGUAACUAAUGUUUUAUAUGGAUUUGUGCUGCCUUUUAAACAACCUUUUAAAUGCACAGAUUUUCGUUUAAGAACCUUUUUAUAGUUUGAAGAUGUGUUGAAUCUUGACUGGUCUGAUGUAAGUGAACGUACACUUACAAAAUAUUAGGUUUAUGCCGUGUUCUCCGUCCCAAGCAGGUUGACAGUCAGGACAUUCCCUGGUAUUCAGCCAGUUAUAUUGUAACGUCAUACUGGAUUGGGAGUUAAGAUAUACAGUUUUGAAACCGAGAUAAGGUGUUUGAUUCAAACAGAAUCUUUUCUUUUUGUCUCAGCCCCCCCAAAAAAUGAAAAAUACUGAACAACUGUUGAUGUUAGAUUUGUUUUAUCAUUCCGUUGAAAAAUAAAACAUAUUUCCCGGUAA
Molecule: messenger RNA, 11124 nt
Organism: Oncorhynchus masou masou (cherry salmon)
Lineage: Eukaryota; Metazoa; Chordata; Actinopteri; Salmoniformes; Salmonidae
Exons: 50
Coding region: 642-10238 (3198 amino acids)
Source: RefSeq, a predicted model, not a curated record